Messenger RNA from Trichoderma asperellum CBS 433.97, 1230 nucleotides. RefSeq lists its product as uncharacterized. Gene Ontology annotation, molecular function: DNA-binding transcription factor activity; protein dimerization activity. Lineage: Eukaryota; Fungi; Ascomycota; Sordariomycetes; Hypocreales; Hypocreaceae. Gene Ontology annotation, biological process: positive regulation of transcription by RNA polymerase II. Gene Ontology annotation, cellular component: RNA polymerase II transcription regulator complex. The record is from RefSeq and is a predicted model, not a curated record.
AUGUUACCUCAAUCGGUUGUUUCCCCCUCUGCUAGCAACAUGAGCGUGGCCUCGAUGGUUUCUCCCAACAAUGUUGCUAUUGUUCCCAACGGUGCCGACCAGCGAAGAUUCGACCGACCGACCUCGCUAGACACAGCCAGCGUUUCAGGGGCAAUGCUGGGAGAAGGGCUCACUACCAAUGCGGCCAGCCGACGUGAAAGCGUAGACAGCAGAAUCAACCAGGGCCUUAGUGAUAUGCGCCUGGGAGGCUCUCCUUACACUAGCAAUAACCAAUCUUCGUCGUCCAUCCAAAACACACUCCAUGCGCAGCGGAACCCCAGGCCCGGUCUGGAGGCUCUUGCGCACCAUAGAAUUUCAAAUGGCUACCAGCCUAGUGCUGAGCGAAACCCAGAGCCAAAGGUGAUUAGGACUGCCCCUACAAUUACUGGACCUACGACUAGCCAUAUCGCCCGUGCUGCCGAGCCGACUAAGGGUCAGGCGUGGGCUUUCCCGGAGGACGAUCUAAGAGCCAAUAAUCAAUCUUCGUACGAUGUAUCUCGCCGCAGCAGCAUCACGGAGUCGAUUGCAAGCAGCCAGUUUACCACCGAGUCCAGACUGCCGCCGGGCCAGCGCAGACUUGAAGAUGGGGCUGAGUUUUCCCGCAUGAACUCAUCCGAGUUCCCGCCUGUGCACCACCACACCAUGCAGCAUAAGCAGCUUGCCGAUCUUCAAGCUGAGGAGAGUAACGGAGCAACGGGAUCACAGCCCUAUAGCCGAACCCCUGAGCUCAGAGUAAGCCACAAAUUGGCUGAACGGAAGCGAAGAACCGAGAUGAAGGAGCUAUUUGACCAGCUACGCGAUUUGAUGCCUCAAGAGCGCGGCUCGAAGGCGUCUAAGUGGGAGAUUCUCACAAAAGCCAUUGCGGAGCAUCAAAGGCAGACUGAACACGUCCGAGCACUUCAGUCUCACUAUAACACAGUCAUAGCCGAGAACGAUAUGCUGCGGCGAGAGGUGUCGGGACUGCGAAUGGAGAAUUCUCAACUCGUAGGAGAGCUGAAUCGCCAGUCAGCACCGCCUCCUGCGCCCAUUGGCCAGCCUUCUUACUCGUCUGAUCCCUAUGCAAGUGCUCCCCGGACUGAGCUGCCACCUCUCCGGUCUAUCAGCAACAGCAUCCCGAACGGCCCUGACUCUAUGACGGGUGUGCAGUAUGAGGCGCCGCGAUCCAACGGAUACCGACCAGAGCGUUACUAG